Molecule: messenger RNA, 426 nt
Organism: Ogataea haglerorum
Lineage: Eukaryota; Fungi; Ascomycota; Pichiomycetes; Pichiales; Pichiaceae
Exons: 1
Coding region: 1-426 (141 amino acids)
Source: RefSeq, a predicted model, not a curated record
AUGUCAGAUAUAGGGCCAGUUUAUUCAACGGGCCGCGGAGGAGCAGGCAAUGUCGUGCACCAGUCUGCAGCCGAUGAGGUUGUUGUGCCGCACGAAACUCACAGCUCAUUCAAACAGGACGAACACGGCAAGUUCCAUUACCCCACAGGCAGGGGAGGGGCGGGCAACGUGACGGAGCUGGAGGCUGUUCCCAGCCCGCGGGAGGACCCUGCUGCCAUCAAGGAGGAGCUGAGUCCGGUGUUUUCUACUGGACGAGGCGGCGCGGGAAAUAGAGUGCACGUUAAGGAUUCAAGCGCCAUUGAACCGGAACUGGAGCAGCAGGUGUCGCCAGUCCAUAUGACUGAGAGUUCGCAGAAGAAAGCCUCGCUGUCCGCUGGCAAGACCAGUGGUGGCAUUAUCGGCAAACUCAAGAAAAUCUUUAAAUGA